CUUAUAAAUCUGCGCUGUGCAAGAAUCUAUAGUAAAAACAAUUGCAAAAACACAAAUCACUUUCAGAGAAUUAACUAACAUAUAUGGCACCAGUCUUUCACGCCCUCUUGGGUUCAUUGCUACUCGUUCUUCCUUUGCUGCCUCAUUAUGUUCAUGCAAAUGCACGGAAAAACGUUGGUAAAUAUACAGGGGCUGGUUCACGCAGUCAUGACAAGCUUCAUAUAGUGGGUCGUUCCCACAGGCCAAGGUUCACUGCCGGCCCUUGGAAGCAUGCUCACGCCACAUUCUACGAAGGAGGCUCCGGUACAUUUGGGGGAGCUUGCGGCUACGAAGAUGUAGUUAAAGAAGGAUAUGGGUUGGACACAGCAGCAUUGAGCAAUGCAUUGUUCAACAAUGGGCAGGCUUGUGGUUCAUGUUAUGAAAUCAAAUGUGUGGAAAAUCCUCAGUGGUGCAAACCAGGACAGAAGUCACUUUUUGUUACGGCCACCAACAAUUGCCCCCCAAAUAACCAGCAGUCCGCUGAUAAUGGAGGAUGGUGCAAUCCACCUCGUGAGCAUUUCGAUAUAGCCAAGCCUUCAUUCAGCAAAAUUGCCGAGUACAAGGCCGGCAUUACUCCUGUCAUGUACCGCAGGGUUCCGUGCCAAAAGCAAGGAGGCAUAAAGUUCACAAUAACAGGGAAUCCUUACUUCAACCAAGUGUUGGUCUGGAACGUCGCAGGUGCCGGAGAUGUGACCAGCGUUGAAGUAAAGGGCCACAGGAACCUGAAAUGGACACCGCUGAAACGCCUUUGGGGUCAGAAGUGGGUGACUGACCAGAAAAUGGUUGGUGAAAGACUGACCUUCCGAGUUAGGACGAGUGAUCGAAGAUCCUCAACCUCAUGGCAUAUAGUCCCUAAAGACUGGCAGUUUGGCCAAACCUUCCAAGGCAAGAAUUUCGUCUAGGAAACCUGCUGUGCAUUCUCAACUGGUAGCUUCAUGUAAAUAUUCCAAUUGAUAUAUGUUUAGGAAAGGCGCAAACUAUGCGUUAGAUAAUUAGAAAGGUCCAAAUAAGCUUUGCGGUCGAUCAGAAUAAGAAGGGAUUGUCCAGCUACUAAAUGGACUAGCGAUACUGUAAAGAAAUGUAGGAUUUGUACUUCAUUUUAUAUUAUUCUUUGCCAUUUUGAAAUAUAAAUUUUCGAUGUAA
Rosa chinensis is the source of this 1182-nucleotide messenger RNA. RefSeq names its product expansin-A9. Gene Ontology annotation, biological process: plant-type cell wall organization. Gene Ontology annotation, cellular component: extracellular region. The transcript is spliced from 3 exons. The coding region runs from base 84 to 941 and encodes 285 amino acids. The record is from RefSeq and is a predicted model, not a curated record. NCBI's taxonomy places the organism in Eukaryota, Viridiplantae, Streptophyta, Magnoliopsida, Rosales, Rosaceae.